GCGCAGUACAAUAAUUCUGCCAUUCAAUUUUGGCAACGAAAAGAACAACACAAAGCGGAAGUGAAUGCCUUUCAUUUCCUGGACGAAGAUGCCGGCAUGUAAAUAAACAUGUGUGGAUGACUUUGAAAGCCUUUACUCCUCAAGACGGCUCAUACUUCGUAACAAAGGAUGGCUCUUCCACAUGUGCGACUGUGCAUUAGACGCAGCAUCGUCUCAGGAUUUGAUGCCCGCGGCUAUGCGACGCUCAGCGCGGCCUCAAACAGGCAGGAGAAAGGCAGCAGCAGCGUUCCAGUCUUUCAGUACGUGGGUCAGCACAAGAAGCCCAGCCACAAAGUGUUUGUGUGGGGCUUCAGCUUCACCGGAGCGCUCGGCAUUCCCAGCUUCGUCGUGCCGGACAGCGGCCGGAAGAAGCCUCGCAAAUACCAGCUCACGCCUUACAGAUUGGAAACGGCAGAGCAGAUCUCCUCAGCGGCUUGUGGUUACGGCUUCACACUCAUCGCCUCCUCCACCAAAGAUGUCACCAAGCUAUGGGGCAUGGGCUUGAACAAGGACUCCCAGCUGGGAUUUCAACGCACGCAGCACAGUCGACACGUGAGCUACGACUACGUGUUGGAACCGUCACCGGUGGCGCUCCCCCUCGUCGAGCCCCAGCGGACCCGAGUGGCUCAAGUGUCAUGUGGCCGAGCUCACUCUCUGGUCCUCACUGAUCAGGAGGGAGUGUUCAGCAUGGGAAACAAUUCCUAUGGGCAAUGUGGACGGCGCAUAGUGGAGGACGAAGCCUACAGUGGCAGUCACGUGCUUCACAAGAUAGAGGGCAUUGGCAGCAAGGUGGUACAGGUGGCGUGUGGACAGGACCACAGCCUCUUCCUGACGGAGGCGGGACAAGUGUACGCUUGUGGGUGGGGGGCGGAUGGACAGACAGGUGUGGGACACCACAAGGUGUGCUCCACACCCACCCAGGUGGCGGGGGACCUGGCGGGGGUGGCGGUGCAGCAGAUCAGCACCUAUGGAGACUGCAGCCUGGCCGUGUCGGAGGAUGGACAGCUGUACGGGUGGGGCAACUCGGAGUACCGUCAGCUGGCCUCCAUCACCGAAGCAACACAGAUCAACGUUCCUCGUCACGUCCCCCUGAGAGGCUGUGGGAAGGUGGUGCAGGCGGCAUGCGGCGGCACGCAGGUGGCCGUCCUCAAUGAGAGAGGCGAGGUGUUCGUUUGGGGCUACGGCAUUCUGGGAAAAGGCCCCAAGCUUUCAGAGUCGUCCGUUCCCGAGAUGAUUCCGCCCACGCUGUUCGGGCUCUCCGACUUCAACCCCUCGGUCGUCGUCACCAAGAUCCGAUGUGGCCUGACUCACUUUGCGGCCGUGACGGAUCGCGGCGAGCUCUUCGUCUGGGGGAAAAACAUCCGAGGUUGUUUGGGAAUCGGCAGAAGAGACGACCAGUUCUUUCCCUGGCGGGUGACUGUCCCAGGUCGUGUGGUGGACGUGGCGUGCGGCGUCGACCACAUGGUGGCGCUGGUCAAGUCCCUCCUGUGACGUCUGGGCAGAAAGGUUUGUGACUAUAAGUGUCCCGCUUCAGGAAGACGCUGAGACGUCUCCCAGCCGGCCAGCUGCUCUCUGCGGGGCGUCACCCACCACUUUAUUUGUGGAUUAUGUAAGCGAGGGGAAGAUGAUCCCAGAUGAGGGGAAAACACGAGCGCCCUGCAGAGACGUUUUGAGAGCAGAAACGGGCGCUCGGCGGGGGGAGAGGGUAUUCACCAAGAGCCUCUGAAAGUGUUUACUCAGCUCUAAUCCAAAUGACAGGUGAUACACCUGCACUUACUCCCUGCUGAUGUGCAGACAGCUCCGAUAUCAACACACACAUCAGCCAAAUCAUGCAUUGUCAGCACAAUGACUCAGCGUACUGUACUGUGCUGUACUGUUAAGACACAUUACAGUACAGUAGAAAGUAGAACAUCCAUUGUACAGUCAUGAAUAUGAACACCAUUAAAGUCAUACAGCGUUUUCACCACAUUCAUGUGAGACAUCAGGAUUGUUGCGCGUUUGAUGGGGGGAAAUGUAUAUUUGGUUUUGAAAAAGAUUUAUAUGCAGAUAUAUAAUAUUUAUAUACCUGUAUAAUAUACAUAUAUAUAUAUAGUGUAUAUAUAAAUAUAUAUAUUAUAUAAUAUAUAUUACAGUCAUGGCCAAAAAAUUCCACUUCUCCUAGCAAAUUGUUGAAAUUACAAUUACUGUGGUAUUCACAUGUUUAUUUAUUUUGUUUGCAUUGGAACAACACACAAACCCCUCCCCCCCCGCCGCUCAAAAAAAGCCAAAUCUGAUAUUAUUUUCCACAGAACUCCAAAAAUGGACUGGAAAAAAUGAUUGGCAUCUAUUCAAAAUUGUAAGAAACAGUUGUAUUCUAAGCAUGUGAUACUCCUUUAAUUUGUAAUUACACUCACCUGUAGCAAGUAAGAGGUGCUGGCAAUAUAGAAGUCCCACUUGCAGCAGCCAGUUAAAAUGGAGAAAAGUUUACUUAACCUUUGUGUUGCGUGUACCACACUGAGCGUGGAGAAAAGAAAGAAGAGCAAAGAACUCGAAGAAGAUUUGAGAACCAAGAUUUU
Entelurus aequoreus (snake pipefish) is the source of this 2594-nucleotide messenger RNA. It is a transcript of the gene rcc1l, whose product is annotated as RCC1 like. The transcript has 12 exons. Lineage: Eukaryota; Metazoa; Chordata; Actinopteri; Syngnathiformes; Syngnathidae. Bases 169 to 1530 code for a protein of 453 amino acids. The record is from RefSeq and is a predicted model, not a curated record.